AUGCUGGUAGCGAGCUUGUUGGUAGUCAUCCACUUGAUCGAACCUCCUUCACGCCAUCCUCGUGUUACCACAAAGCUUCCAUUUCUCCACGUCUUGCUACGCCGCAUUCCAACAGUGCACAUCAACAUCAUGAGCGGGUCUCUCCUCCUCUCGUUGCUCCUUCCUCUUCUUGUCUUGGCUCAGGAUACCACGGGUAGUGAACUUCCUCCUCCAGGGUACAACGGAGGGAGCGACAACCCGCAAGACCCAAGCGAUGCCGGCGCGGCAGGUGCUUCCAAAGGCGCCUUCUCGCUGUCAAGUGGUGCUCUCGCGGCAAUCAUCGUAGUCGCUGUUGUUGUAGUCCUCGGAUCCAUCGCAUCAGGAACACUAUGGUGGCUCGCAAAGAAACGCCAAUGGGAUGUCCGAGCCUCGAUCCGCCGUGCCUCGCGCCGCUUUACCGGUCGCUCAACCGCCGACAAUACGAGCAAGCAAGCGCACCAGAACCGUCAAAACAGAAGGACCGGUAUUCGCCUCAACUCGCCGCCUCCGGGCAAAAACGCAAAUAAGAUGCGCGACAUUGAAAAGGGCCUUCCUCUCGCCAACAAGGCGCCACAGACGACUACCACAAUCACUAGCAAACAAAGCAACUCGCGCUGCUGCGCCACACAUGGGCAUCUCGUCUCCGGAGAUGAGCCACUGGGAGGGCAAGUCCAGAAGCCCACAGACACCACGACGGACCAAAUCACAGUAUCAGUAUCGACAUGUUUGCUGGGUGCAGAGCAUGAGUCGUCAGUGCAGCUUCUCGAUGAAAGCGCCACGACAUCACAGCUGGAGCUUUUGGAAGCAACGAAAUUCACGAUUUACCAAAUGGAGGAAGAGCAGAUUGAUACCCGCUCAUGUUUUAUGGAGUAA
Pyrenophora tritici-repentis Pt-1C-BFP is the source of this 891-nucleotide messenger RNA. RefSeq lists its product as uncharacterized. Lineage: Eukaryota; Fungi; Ascomycota; Dothideomycetes; Pleosporales; Pleosporaceae. The record is from RefSeq and is a predicted model, not a curated record.